AUGGACGCUAACCGCCCGGGCGCGUUCGUGCUGAGCAGCGCCCCGCUGGCCGCGCUGCACAACAUGGCCGAGAUGAAGACGUCGCUGUUCCCAUAUGCGUUGCAGGGCCCGGCCGGCUUCAAGGCGCCCGCGCUGGGCGGCCUGGGCGCACAGCUGCCCCUUGGCACCCCGCACGGCAUCAGCGACAUCCUGGGGCGGCCGGUGGGCGCGGCGGGCGGCGGUCUCCUGGGCGGUCUGCCGCGGCUCAACGGGCUGGCCUCGUCGGCUGGCGUCUACUUCGGGCCCGCGGCCGCCGUGGCGCGCGGCUAUCCCAAGCCCUUGGCGGAGCUUCCCGGGCGCCCGCCCAUCUUCUGGCCCGGAGUGGUGCAGGGCUCGCCCUGGAGGGACCCACGCCUGGCCGGCCCGGCCCAGGCCGGCGGGGUCCUGGACAAGGACGGCAAGAAGAAGCACUCGCGGCCGACCUUCUCGGGCCAGCAGAUCUUCGCGCUGGAGAAGACUUUCGAGCAGACGAAGUACCUGGCGGGGCCCGAGCGCGCGCGCCUCGCCUACUCCCUGGGCAUGACCGAGAGCCAGGUCAAGGUGUGGUUCCAGAACCGCCGGACCAAGUGGCGCAAGCGGCACGCGGCGGAGAUGGCGUCGGCCAAGAAGAAGCAGGACUCGGACGCCGAGAAGCUGAAGGUGGGCGGCUCGGACGCGGAGGACGACGACGACGAGUACAACCGGCCCCUGGACCCCAACUCGGACGACGAGAAGAUCACGCGGCUGCUCAAGAAGCACAGAGCCCCGAACUUGGCGCUGGUCAGCCCGUGCGGCGGCGGCGCGGGGGACGCCUCCUGA
Budorcas taxicolor (takin) is the source of this 837-nucleotide messenger RNA. RefSeq names its product NK6 homeobox 2 (gene NKX6-2). The transcript is spliced from 3 exons. NCBI's taxonomy places the organism in Eukaryota, Metazoa, Chordata, Mammalia, Artiodactyla, Bovidae. Gene Ontology annotation, cellular component: nucleus. The coding region runs from base 1 to 837 and encodes 278 amino acids. The record is from RefSeq and is a predicted model, not a curated record. Gene Ontology annotation, biological process: regulation of transcription by RNA polymerase II; cell differentiation. Gene Ontology annotation, molecular function: DNA-binding transcription factor activity, RNA polymerase II-specific; RNA polymerase II cis-regulatory region sequence-specific DNA binding.